Arabidopsis thaliana (thale cress) is the source of this 827-nucleotide messenger RNA. RefSeq lists its product as uncharacterized. Bases 368 to 769 code for a protein of 133 amino acids. Lineage: Eukaryota; Viridiplantae; Streptophyta; Magnoliopsida; Brassicales; Brassicaceae. The transcript has a single exon. The record is from RefSeq and is marked reviewed.
AUUUUCACAUAACUAUAUCGUUUAUAAAACAACUUUUCUCAUCGUUCUGAAAACUUGGUGAGAAAUAAUUUUGGAUCGGAUUUCUUUGAUCAAGUUUCCGAUUUAUUAUAGUUAACAACAGUGUGAAAAGUGGAUAAAUAACGAAACACAAACUGAUGGAUAAAGAAAUUUACAUAAAAACAAGAAGAUGGAUAUAUAAUAUAUAUCCUCAAGGGACAAAAUAGAAAUCCUAUAGUAAUAUGAUAAGUUCCGACAGAAGUUUGAGUCGAUAACCCUCUUUCCCGCUCUUGUUUCCUCUCCUAUAAAUACCUCUUGCAAUUGGCACAAACUCUCCAUAUCACUCUUCAACUAGUUACCUUUCAUAAAUAUGGACAACGAUCGAGAUACCGUAGAGUUCUGGUCCUCACUUUUCCAAUCCUUUGCUGACUCAGAACCUAAAGAUAAUCCAUAUCCUGUGGUUAGAAGCCCGAUAAUGACCAUGUCUACACCGAUGGCCAUUGAUGAGCCGGUUGAGCCAUGGAAAGUUCUUGAAUAUGGAGGUAAGGAGGUUCGUCCGAUGGCCAUUGAUGAGCCGGCUGAGCCAUGGAAGGCUCUUGAAUAUGGAGGUAAGGACGUUCGACCGAUGGCCAUUGAUGUGCCGGCUGAGCCAUGGAAGGUUGGAGGUAAGGAGGCUCAACCGGCAAAUGCUGCAGCCGAAGCUGGAUAUAAGAACGUUAAUACGGAUCAAGAGAAAUCUACUCAAAAAGCAACGGAAAAGGUAAUUAUGUAGUUGAUUUUCUUAGAUAUAUAUAUGAGUUUUUUUUUCCGUUUAUUUAUUUUACAUAUGA